Molecule: messenger RNA, 988 nt
Organism: Erigeron canadensis
Lineage: Eukaryota; Viridiplantae; Streptophyta; Magnoliopsida; Asterales; Asteraceae
Exons: 2
Coding region: 83-811 (242 amino acids)
Source: RefSeq, a predicted model, not a curated record
CACACAUGAACUUACCAAAAUAGUUAUAACUAAUCUCUUAAAUACCUUUAAAAAAUUCACAACUUUUAAAACUAGCCUCUAAAUGGGGUGCCAAAUUCACUCAUCACAUACUCAAUUUUUAUUCAAAAUUCCUAUAAACAAACCAAGGCUGCAAACUAGAACACUAGCAUUAUCUUUAUCUUCAUUUUCCAAUCAAGAACCAUCCAUUUCUAUUUCAACUACAUUACAAGAACAAAACCGAAAAUCAGAUUUGUAUAGUGUUAAGUUCAAGACAUUAGGAGACUGCAAACUUGGUAUAUCAAGAUAUCCUGAUUUUGAAUACAACGCUAAAGGGGGAGAGGGUAGUGGGAUAGGAAAAAAGAUGGUGGGAGUUGACUUUAAUGGCGAAACAUCGGUUGACUUUGAUGUAAAAACGCUUUAUAUACCGUCUCUGUCUACUGCAACAACCAAGUUUUUGGGCUUGCCUUUGCCACCGUUCUUGAAAAUUGAAAUUGUUCCUGAGAUUUUCAGAGGGAUCAUCAACCUGGAGUCUGGAAAGGUUGAUCUUAAGUUCAAAGCCAAAUUCUGGUUUUCAGUGGGGAGCAUCUACAAAGCUCCACCAUUGAUGGUGGAGACACUAUUGACAUCAGAAGAAUCGAAAGGAAACCAGAGGAGUGGAACUGGACAGAGGCUGGAUGAACAGGGCAGGUGCAAGCUAGUUGGAGUGGCAACUGUUGAGCAGAUUGAUGAUUUUCUAAUGAAUUCUUUCCUCGAUCUUCCAAGCGAAUGUCUUGCCAUCUUAAACGCAACAAUAAUCUUUUCUAAGGACUAACAGUCAGUUGGCAGCUAGAACCGAUAGAAGAAGUCAAGAAGCUGUAAGGAUUAUACUUGUAAAAUUGUAGAUUUUCAACAGGUUUUUUAACCGAUAUAUACAAUUUUCUUGCUUGUUCAUACACAAAAUUAAAGUUCUGUACUUUGUCAUAUACGAUUAAUAUGAGAGUUGGGCUAA